UGGCAGUGUGCGCGGUUCGUGGCUGGGAAUCGUCGACAGUGGCAUGGCUGCUUCACCUCUUAUCUUCAGGAAUUUUCCUCACGCCACUCUGCACUCCCAUCUUCAUCGUCAUUACCCUCUAAACGCUUACUUCGCUUCCCGCUCUACCUUCAAAUCUCUUGCUCUUCUUAAUUCUGCUGAGAUGGAAGGAGGUGAAAUAUCUGAGGAAGUAUCAAAUAAAGAUGGCGAGGAUUUGAGUAUGAAGAAGAAAAUUUUUGUUGCUGGAGCCACUGGAAGUACUGGUAAAAGGAUUGUUGAGCAGUUGCUGGCAAAGGGUUUCACCGUCAAGGCUGGAGUUAGAGAUUUGGAUAAGGCCAAGACUACUUUUUCCCAAAGCAACAAUCCGGCUCUACAAAUUGUGAAAGCAGAUGUCACGGAGGGUUCAGACAAGCUAGCUGCAGCUAUAGGUGAUGAUUCAGAAGCUGUAAUAUGCGCCACUGGCUUUCGGCCUGGGUGGGAUUUGUUCGCUCCAUGGAAGGUUGACAAUUUUGGCACGGUAAACCUGGUUGAAGCAUGCCGUAGAGCUAAUGUGAACAGAUUCAUUCUUAUCAGUUCCAUUUUAGUUAAUGGAGCUGCAAUGGGACAGCUAUUCAAUCCAGCUUACAUCUUUCUUAAUGUUUUUGGACUCACUUUAGUGGCCAAACUACAAGCAGAGCAAUAUAUCAGGAAAUCUGGUAUAGAUUACACAAUAAUAAGGCCUGGCGGAUUGAGGAACGAACCUCCUUCUGGAAAUGUUGUUAUGGAACCUGAGGAUACCCUUUAUUGAGGUACCAUAUCCAGAGAUCAAGUUGCAGAAGUAGCUGUGGAGGCCUUGGCCUGUCCUGAGUCAUCUUAUAAAGUAGUGGAGAUAAUAUCCCAGCCUGAUGCUCCUAAACGUUCAUACCAGGAUCUUUUUGGUUCCAUAAGGCAGCGUUGAUUUCUUAGUUCAGGACUUCGUUAUGAGUCGCUAAGUGCUUUCCCUGAUUUUUUCACGGCUGGGUGGCAAAUAUGUACCUAUGAUAUCAUAAUCAUCUGUGCUGCUUCAGUAUACUGUAUGGUACUGUUAGACAUGUAAAACUAAAAAAUCAAUACAUAUCUUUGAACCUUUUUCUUUUCA
Molecule: messenger RNA, 1135 nt
Organism: Neltuma alba
Lineage: Eukaryota; Viridiplantae; Streptophyta; Magnoliopsida; Fabales; Fabaceae
Exons: 5
Coding region: 44-805 (253 amino acids)
Source: RefSeq, a predicted model, not a curated record